AUGAACGGACUCUCGUGUUCAGAUAUUUGUUGUCUCUUCUGCUGCCCUCCUUGUCCAUCUCGGAUCGUUUCAAAACUAGCUUUUAUGGCCCCAGAACCAACUUAUUCUAUCAUUGAAGACAGUAACGGAAGAUGUAAACUAAAUUUCAAUGAUAAUGCAGAUUGGCAGUAUUCAGAUCGUGAACAAGAAUGUAUCGAAGUAUUUCAUUGUCGUACUAAACGUGGAAAUGUAAUCGCUUGUAUGCUGGUCCGUUGCUCGCUAAGUAGCCGUAAUACUCUGUUGUUUAGCCACGGUAACGCCGUAGAUUUAGGACAAAUGGCAAGUUUCUAUAUCGGUCUGGGCACACGAUUAAAUUGUAAUAUUUUCUCCUAUGAUUAUUCCGGCUAUGGAGCUAGUACAGGCAGAGCUAGCGAAAAAAAUAUAUAUGCUGAUAUCGAUGCCGCUUGGUUAGCUUUACGUAAUCGUUAUGCAGUUACACCGGACAGCAUAAUCUUGUAUGGCCAAAGUAUUGGCACCGUUGCUACGAUUGACUUAGCAUCGAGAUAUGAAUGUGCUGGCGUUGUGCUACACUCUCCUCUCCUAUCUGGCGUACGGGUUGCUUUUCCAAACACUAAUAAAGAUAUUUGCUGCGAUCCCUUUCGGAGCAUUGAUAAAAUUCAUAAAGUUGUCUCUCCCGUAUUGGUCAUUCAUGGUACUGAAGAUGAAGUAGUAGAUAUUUCUCAUGGAAUAACAAUGUAUGAGAAAUGUCUACACGCAGUCGAGCCUUUAUGGGUGGAAGGAGCCGGUCAUAACGACGUGGAGUUAUACGGCCAAUAUCUAGAGAGAUUAAAAAAGUUCUUUAGUCAUGAAAUCAAUAGUAAAGACAAUAAAAAGAUAGUGACCUGA
This is a messenger RNA of Trichoplax adhaerens, 885 nucleotides long. RefSeq lists its product as uncharacterized. Gene Ontology annotation, molecular function: palmitoyl-(protein) hydrolase activity. The coding region runs from base 1 to 885 and encodes 294 amino acids. The transcript has 2 exons. Lineage: Eukaryota; Metazoa; Placozoa; Uniplacotomia; Trichoplacea; Trichoplacidae. The record is from RefSeq and is a predicted model, not a curated record. Gene Ontology annotation, biological process: protein depalmitoylation. Gene Ontology annotation, cellular component: plasma membrane; endosome membrane.